Lolium perenne is the source of this 1474-nucleotide messenger RNA. RefSeq names its product probable carboxylesterase 18. Lineage: Eukaryota; Viridiplantae; Streptophyta; Magnoliopsida; Poales; Poaceae. The record is from RefSeq and is a predicted model, not a curated record. Gene Ontology annotation, molecular function: hydrolase activity.
UUUGAAAAUGCCCUAGAUAACCCACAGCUUGCAUCUCCCUCUGGGCCUGCACUGUACUACUGUACUGUGUACCUUGCCCGUUCGUUGCCAGCGACGUCGCCGCAACGUGGUCGGCCUCGGCCAUCCCACAUUCCUACUGGUACGUGUGUGCGCGCGUAUAUACUAGGAGGUUCGCUCGAUUCUGCGUCUUGCAUUGGUUUCAUGUCCAGCACCGGCAACGGCGGCGAGAAGAUGGGGGCGGCCAAGAAGAAGGGCCAGGGGCUGGCGGCGCUGCCGUGGACGGUGCGGUUCCAGGUCUUUGCCCUCUCUGCCGCCUGCGACCUCUCCCAGCGCCGGGACGGCACCGUCAACCGGUCUCUCUUCUCGCUCGUUGACAGGCAGACCCACGCCAGCUCCCGCCCGGACGCGCGCGGCGUGCGCUCCGCCGACGUCGUCGUCGACGCCUCCAGAGGCCUCUGGGCGCGCGUCUUCUCCCCGUCCGCGGAACAGGCCGGCACGGCACCUCUCCCCGUCGUCGUCUACUUCCACGGCGGCGGCUUCUCGCUGCUCGCCGCCUCCUCCAGGCCCCUCGACGCCAUGUGCCGCCGCUUCUGCCGCGAGCUGGGCGCCGUCAUCGUCUCCGUGAACUACCGCCUCGCGCCAGAGCACCGCUACCCGGCCGCCUACGACGACGGCGAGGACGUCCUCCGCUACCUCUCCACCACGGGCCUCCCCGCCGACAUCUCCGUCCCGGUCGACCUCUCCCGCUGCUUCCUCGCCGGGGACAGCGCCGGCGGCAACAUCGCGCACCACGUCGCGCACCGGUGGACGACCUCCCCUCCCUCGAACACCCAUGUCCGCCUCGCGGGGAUCGUCCUGCUGCAGCCGUACUUCGGCGGCGAGGAGCGCACCGACGCGGAGCUGAGGCUGGAGGGCGUGGCACCGAUCGUCAACAUGCGCCGCUCCGACUGGGCGUGGAGAGCGUUCCUGCCUGAGGGGGCCGACCGGAACCACACGGCGGCGCACGUCACCGGCGAGGCGGGCCCGGAGCCCGAGCUUCCCGAGGCGUUCCCGCCGGCCAUGGUGGUGGUGGGAGGGCUCGACUCGUUGCAGGACUGGCAACGACGGUACGCCGCCAUGCUGCAACGGAAAGGGAAGGCUGUGCAGGUGCUGGAGCUCCCCGACGCCAUCCACUCAUUCUACAUCUUCCCGGAGCUCCCGGACGUCGGCAAGCUCGAUAAGGAUUUCAAGACCUUCAUCGAAACCAACACGCCCGAUCAUUAGUUCGCGGCUUCAUUUCACUCGUACGUACACGCGACGCCGGUGAACGCUCAUCGUGUUGUAUGCUAGGAGAAUAUCAUCUCUGGUUGUCUCCUUUAAAAAUAAAAUUACUGGAUGAUGUAAGCUGUAACAAUUGCUUUGGACGACGAGGGCUGCUCCGGUGCUCCCCUAAAUCCCCUAAAUGAAGUUGAAAGAUCAUAGUUGGUUUCUUUUU